AUGGAUAGAUCCAAGAACUUUCGUAUCGAUGCCUUACUGGCAGAAGAAUCGCACCGGAUUAAUCGGGACAGUUCAACAGUUUUGUGCAGUGACAGCACAGAGUGUAAACCUGUGUCCUGCCGAAGAUCUGAAAACUCUUCUCCUCGCGGUACUCAGGGUACAAUUCAGUUUCAGACAGGACUCAUACCCAAACCGGGUUUGCUGAACAUUCCUCACCCCGGACUAACCUCCCUGUCUCAGAGCUCAGUCAGUGGAAUGUAUCCCGCACCCAUGUACACUUUCACCACCUUAGGAGCGCCGCAUCCCGCAUUUACAUACUCCGGCUUCGCGCAGUCGUACCCUGAACACCUGAAGGCCGCUGCUAUGGCAGGAUCCCUCCCGCUGGAGCAGUGGUUGCGGGCUGGAAUCAUGAUGCCUCGCCUUGCGGAAUACAAUGGUAAAUGGGGGAGGGUGUGUGUGUGUGCGACACAGCCAGGCCUUAUGGGUAAAUGUCGAAGGCCACGCACAGCGUUCACCAGUCAGCAGCUCCUGGAGCUGGAGAACCAGUUCAAGCUGAAUAAGUACUUGUCCCGCCCAAAGCGCUUCGAGGUUGCCACUUCACUGAUGCUGACAGAGACACAGGUGAAAAUCUGGUUCCAGAACCGGAGGAUGAAGUGGAAACGCAGCCGUAAGGCCAAAGAACAGGCAGCCCAGCAGGAGGCGGAGAACAUUAAGGCAGGGAAGAGAACCGGAAAGCCCAGCGAUGCCCGACGCUCCAGUGCACAAGAUGAAGACGAGGACCUGGAGGCAGAGGAGGAGGAGGAAGAGGAGGAGGAGGAGGAAGAGGAGUUGAAAACAAACUUAAACAGAGGAAUUGGUUUUUCCCACUCCUCAGACUUUCUGCAGCACAGCUCAGAGCUCAGCUACAGCUCCCAUGGCUCCUACUCAGAUGAUGACCUGGAAGAGAUCGGUGGGGAUAUGAAGCUUGGGGUAGGAUUAUGA
Messenger RNA from Chanos chanos (milkfish), 981 nucleotides. RefSeq names its product motor neuron and pancreas homeobox 2a (gene mnx2a). Gene Ontology annotation, molecular function: DNA-binding transcription factor activity, RNA polymerase II-specific; sequence-specific double-stranded DNA binding. The coding region runs from base 1 to 981 and encodes 326 amino acids. Gene Ontology annotation, cellular component: nucleus. Lineage: Eukaryota; Metazoa; Chordata; Actinopteri; Gonorynchiformes; Chanidae. Gene Ontology annotation, biological process: spinal cord motor neuron cell fate specification; neuron projection morphogenesis; central nervous system development. The record is from RefSeq and is a predicted model, not a curated record. The transcript has 4 exons.